UCAAAUUAAGUGGCAGUGUUGUUAUUAAUUGAAAUUUCGAGGAUACUUAAUCAACAUCAUAAAAUUCAGAUAUAUAUAAACUCGCAACUACAAAGUUAACCCAGAAACAGCAACACCACCAGCAGGAAUGGCUUGCUCUUCUGCUCCACCGUCGAGUAAUACCGCAAUCAACGCCGUCGAUCAAACCAUCACACCAACGAUCUCCACCGUCCAUCACAACAUCAUCGAGACUCACAUCUUAACCCGUCUCGACGGGCCGACCCUCGCAUCAGCUUCUUGCGCCUCUUCACAUCUUCGCGCGCUCGCAUCCGAGCAAACUCUAUGGUCCGAUAUUUGUCACUCCACGUGGCCGUCUACUGACUCGCCACGUCUACGCCAGGUAAUCUCAGCGUUCCCCAAAGGAGCCCGCUCGUUCUUCUCCGACUCAUACCCUCUGGUAACAUCUCCCGCCAACUAUCUGCCGAAUCAUAACCGUCCAUCGGAGUUAAUCUCGGCCGUUGAUGUUUGCUACCGGGGGAAGCUGAUUUUGAGCAGAGUGGUGGAGACUGAAACUGUCACCGGGUGGUUCCGGUGCUCGCCUUUCAGGGUUGACCUGCUGGACCCGAAGGACACGGUGCCGACGCCGAUAGGUCCUCCGGACGAAACAUGUAAAGAGCUGGGGAAUGACUUGACGCUGACCUGGAUCGUAGUCGAUCCUGCCAGUCGGCGUUCUAUGAACCUUUCGAGCAACAAGCCGGUGUCUGUUAACCGGCACUGGCUGACCGGGGAGGUGCACGUGCGAUUCGCAUCGGUACUCGCAGGCGGGAAAGGUUCUUCAUCGGAAUUGGUACAGUGUGGAAUUGUGGCAACGUGCGGGAGCGGGGCCGGCGGAGGGGAAAUGCACGUGAGGGAGGUAAGCCUGCAGGUGGAGGAUAUGGAUGGCAUGAACUUAAACGGGAGGGACAGUUUGGUAAUUUUGCAGAAGGCACUGGAGGGUAAAAGAGGAAAUGGAAGGAGGAGGGAGGAGGAAGGGAAGAGGAGGUAUGAUGAAUACUUGGAGAGGAAAAGGAAGAGGAAGGAAAGACGGAUGAAGAGAGAGGGAGUACUGGAUAUACUAGGUGUUUUAAUGGCGGUUUUGGUUGCUUCAUCUGGUUUAUUCUUUUGGUGGAGGAAAACAUUUUAAGUUUUCAUUAUAAAAAUAUGACAUAAAUUAUCUGUAAAUUCGUUAAAAAUUGAAAUUUCAAGUACGUAAAUUUCAAAUGUAAAAAAAUUAAGUUUGU
This is a messenger RNA of Carica papaya (papaya), 1259 nucleotides long. Its product is annotated as F-box family protein. Gene Ontology annotation, molecular function: protein binding. Lineage: Eukaryota; Viridiplantae; Streptophyta; Magnoliopsida; Brassicales; Caricaceae. The record is from RefSeq and is a predicted model, not a curated record.